AUGUCGGCCUCAACCACCACCACUACCACUGCCACCGCUGCCCCAGCCAAGAAGUGUGUCCAGACACACGGAAAGAAGAGAAACGCUGUUGCCGUUGCUUACACUACCCCAGGUAAGGGCUUAAUCCGCGUCAACGGUGUCCCCCUCGAGUUGAUCCAGCCAACCACCCUCAGACUGAAGGUCUACGAGCCACUCGUCCUCUUGCCACCAGCUGCCUACAACCAGAUUGACAUCCGUGUCCGCGUCAAGGGUGGAGGUCCCGUCUCCCAGAUCUACGCCGUGCGUCUGUCCAUCGCCAAGGCCAUCGUUGCCUUCCACCAGAAGUACGUCGACGAGCAGUCCAAGAACGAGAUCAAGAAGGUUCUCCUCGCCUACGACCGCUCCCUCCUCGUUGCUGACCCACGUCGCUGUGAGCCAAAGAAGUUCGGAGGUCGUGGUGCCCGCGCGAGAUUCCAGAAGUCCUACCGUUAA
Acytostelium subglobosum LB1 is the source of this 471-nucleotide messenger RNA. RefSeq lists its product as hypothetical. Gene Ontology annotation, cellular component: ribosome; cytosolic small ribosomal subunit. The record is from RefSeq and is a predicted model, not a curated record. The transcript is spliced from 2 exons. Lineage: Eukaryota; Evosea; Eumycetozoa; Acytosteliales; Acytosteliaceae. Gene Ontology annotation, molecular function: RNA binding; structural constituent of ribosome. Bases 1 to 471 code for a protein of 156 amino acids. Gene Ontology annotation, biological process: translation; maturation of SSU-rRNA from tricistronic rRNA transcript (SSU-rRNA, 5.8S rRNA, LSU-rRNA).